Salvia hispanica is the source of this 1443-nucleotide messenger RNA. RefSeq lists its product as uncharacterized. Lineage: Eukaryota; Viridiplantae; Streptophyta; Magnoliopsida; Lamiales; Lamiaceae. Gene Ontology annotation, cellular component: nucleolus. Gene Ontology annotation, biological process: maturation of SSU-rRNA from tricistronic rRNA transcript (SSU-rRNA, 5.8S rRNA, LSU-rRNA). The record is from RefSeq and is a predicted model, not a curated record.
GGUAAAUGAUCCAAUAAUUCCCGGGUUUGUACAGAUACAAAAACUCUAGGGUUUUAAGAGGGUUUACCGACGCCACCGCUCCGUGCCAAUUCUCCGCCGCCGUCUCCGACCUUGCUUUAUUUCUUCAAUUCUGCAAGAAGCCAUGGGAAAGAAGGAAAAAUCAUCGAAAAGGAAAAACCGAGAGACCGGAGUCGGCAGUGAGGUUUUGUUGCAGAAGAGUAUUGGAGAUAAAGAUGGAUUGGAUGCCAUCGAUGACUUGAAUGAACCAACCAUGGGUGAAAAACUUGCAAGCCUCAAAUUGGAAGGAAAGGAUGAUGUCCCAAACCCUGAAAAUGCAGACUCUUCUCUUGUGGUAAAGCCACCUAGUGCAGACUCGGUUAAUAUUUUAGUUAAGCAAGCACUGCAUGCUGAUGACCGAGCCCUUCUCAUAGAUUGCUUAUACAGACAGGAUGAGAAGGUCAUUGCAAACUCACUAUCGAUGUUGAAUCCUUCUGAUGUCCUCAAGUUCUUAAAGUCUCUUGUGCCGAUAAUCCAAUUAAGGGGUGCCGUUCUGGCCUGUGCUCUUCCAUGGCUCAGAAGUUUACUUCUCCAGCAUUCUAGCAGCAUAAUGUCCCAAGAGUCUUCCUUGGCUGCUCUAAACACUUUAUAUCAGAUAAUAGAAUCAAGAGUCUCAACCUUCAACCCUGCUCUUCAACUAUCAAGUUGUUUGGACUUGCUUUAUGCAGAGUCUGUUUACGAUGAAGUGGAGGAGAAUGAUGUAAUUGCACCUGUUAUAUAUGAAGAUGAGGAUGAUAGUGAUGAGGAUGAAAGUGAUGCAGAUUCUUCUAUGGAAGUUGACACUGUGGAAGAUGGUGAAGAACCUAUACUCUACAGUGACAUCAGUGAUGCAGAAGAGGAUGGAAGUGACUAAACUGAUCAUCAAAUUCUUUGCUGCCUGACAUCAAGAGAUUUUCCAAAAGCUCGAGCGAUCGUCUUGCCCAUCAUUGUUGAAACAUGCUCCCUCUGUUUUGGAAUAACACUUGCCUUUGUUCCCUUUGGUGGUGCAUAGUUGCUGCUGCUGGCGCUCUCGUUGUUGUUGGAACCCAUUGCUUGCUACCUUUCGACGAUGUGUGUGUGUGUGUCUGUGUUUGAGUUAGUUGUGUAUGUAUGUAAGUUAGAUCUCUGUAUUUGCUUUGAUAAAUAGAAGGAUGGUGGUGCUUUUAUAGUACUUAUGCUUGUUAGACUUUCUCAACUUCAUAAAAAUGUGGAGGACAACAGCCAGUGUGUUUAUUUGUGUGUGUUUAUGUGAAGAGAGACACAGUGAGAGUGUUUGUGAGUGUGUGAAGAUGAAAUAGGCACACGUCAAUGGUGAUUUAAGAAUAUGUAAGAAGUGAAAUUGUAAACACCAACAUUUGACGUGUGGAAUUUUGUGGCAUUUAACAUAUAUCACUAAGAAUGAUUUUA